AUGCCCACCCACCGUCAUCGUCCUCCUCCGGUUCGAUUUCAGCUUUGCUCGAAGAACACGGUUUGGGUGUUGGAUCAACUUUACUCUCUCGAUGCCAAAUGGAUAGUCACCUGUAACCACUGUGUUCUAGUUUCGCGAAAAUUGUUGACCGAGCUGUUUGACAGAUUCGCGGCUUGCUCCGAGGGCGCAAAACACCUGACAGAAUUUCUCCAACUACUCUUGUCCUAUUCCGCGGAACGUCUUGACAGCCUGACAGAUCAAUUGACAUCCACGGAACACUAUCUACGACCAAUUUAUGCUGCUGACUACAGUCACAACGAUGCGCAUUACACGAGCAAGUGUGAAGAGCAAUUCACAAAACUACGAGAUAGUGCCAAACAGACCCAUGAAGAAUUAAAAAACGUAUGGAAUGUAAAACGUUCCACAAUACUGAACGCCAUCGGUUUGCAUGCGGACGAGUAUGCAGCAUAUCGGAGUGAAGAACAAGUGUUUGGUCGUUCACAUCACAUAUCAGACGAGUCGAGUGGUUUAGCUGCACCUCCACCGCGCCAAGGAGCGCUCAGUGCUGAAAUCUCCGACAUUUUGUCGGAACAGGAAUCUCGUUUGCUGCAACUGUUGGAUCUGACCGAUACCGGAUUGAUCACGUUUAUUCAUCUAAUUGACCAAUUUUUGUUGGAUCUGAACUGCGGUCGGGACAACGGAUCACGUUUGUAUCCAACUCUGGAUCAGUAUGAAAAGAAAAUAGGUACAUGGAAGAAUAUUUUGCCGAUUAAACGGAAUAAAACAGAACAUCUGAAGAAUCAGCAAGGGACUGCGUCGCCGGACGGGCGAGAUCCGUUGGUAAAUUUACAAACGAAUCUCUUCCAACGAUUGUCUGACCUCAACUUCGUCUUGGCUCAUUGUAUCCGCGUACAGGAACAGCGCAUGGUGUUGUGUGACCAAAGCGCAAUAGGUUGGAUUACACGCUCGCUUGUCCACUUCUGUGUACGACCAGAAUGGAUCGUCAAAUUGCAGGAACAAAAAUGCGAAUCAGAUGAAAUAAGCUCAGUUGCUUCAACCCCCAGUCCUGGUUCCACUUCCAAUAUAAUUACGGAGAUUGGUAUGGAUGAUGUGGAAUCAGAAGAACUAUCUCCAAAUAGAGAAUUGGAUCGGACGGCUCCGGCCUCUCAAGAGCUUGAACCACAGCUGGAUCCAGUCAUGAUGCGUCAAUACCAAUCUCGUUAUGAACGCAUUUUAAGGGACUUCGAUUCUCGUGUUUUGCUGUUUGCCUUGGCUAAAGACAUUACGGAGAUACAAACUGUGGUGGAUCGUAUUGUCAGUCAUUUCAACACGUUAGUUGUGUGUCAGAUUUGA
Messenger RNA from Echinostoma caproni, 1353 nucleotides. Lineage: Eukaryota; Metazoa; Platyhelminthes; Trematoda; Plagiorchiida; Echinostomatidae. The record is from the annotation of a GenBank genome assembly.